This is a messenger RNA of Rhododendron vialii, 2154 nucleotides long. Its product is annotated as probable L-type lectin-domain containing receptor kinase S.5. Gene Ontology annotation, cellular component: plasma membrane. The record is from RefSeq and is a predicted model, not a curated record. Gene Ontology annotation, biological process: protein phosphorylation. The coding region runs from base 31 to 2115 and encodes 694 amino acids. NCBI's taxonomy places the organism in Eukaryota, Viridiplantae, Streptophyta, Magnoliopsida, Ericales, Ericaceae. Gene Ontology annotation, molecular function: carbohydrate binding; protein kinase activity; ATP binding. The transcript has 3 exons.
ACCAAACCCAAUCAACACACCUUAAAUUGAAUGGGACUGGCCGCGAACCCAAUCCCAGCCGUCGCGCUCCUCCUCUCUUUACUCGCUGCGGCGACGACCCCUCCAGUCUCCGCCAAACUGAAAAACUUCACCAUUACGUACGAUGACUUCAACUCCAACACCCAUAAACUGCGCUUCAUCGGCAGUGAUUCGAGUGCGGGCAAGGGCGCCCUCCAGCUCACGGUGGACGAAGUAAACAGCACUCCCCCAUCCACCAACAAUUCCGGUCGAGUUUUAUACCACAGGCCUUUCAAACUAUGGGAAGGCCAAAACGACUCCGACCGAGUGGCUUCGUUUAGCACCUCGUUCCUCGUGAACCUCAACCGAGAGAGCAGUUUCCCCACCCCUGGUGAAGGCCUGACGUUCGUGGUGGCGCCGGACCACAAUCUCCCGCCGAAUAGCUUCGGCGGGUACUUGGGUCUGACUAACGCCGCCACCGACGGCCACGCUUCGAACCAGAUUAUCGCGAUCGAGCUCGACACGUUUCAAGAACCCUGGGACCCGGACGCAAACCACGUCGGACUUAAUAUAAACUCCGUCAUAUCUAACAAGAACACCUCGCUGAUCCCCGAGUUGGUUUCGCGCAACGCAACGGACAAUUACUUCAACCUCUGGAUCGAGUACGACGGAAUCAAUAAGUUCAUCGCGGUUUACAUGGCUCAACAAGAACUCCAAGCGGAUCCGCAGCCACCCAGACCCAUUAACCCGAUUUUGUCAUCGUAUCUGGAGCUCAGAGGGAUCGUGAGUCAGAACUCGUAUUUUGGAUUUUCGGCAUCAACAGGCAACGCAGCAGAACUCAACUGCGUUUUACGGUGGUACAUGACGGUGGAGUACUACCCCGACGAAAAAUGGGUGAACAUUGGCCUCAUCAUCGGGAUACCAACGGUACUGGUGCUUUUAACGGCGUUGGUGGGUUUGGUAUAUUACUUCCGAAAGAGGUGGUUAUGGCAACGGACGGACCGGCAAAUGUCGGGAAAGGUGAAGAGCAUGCCCGGGAUGCAGAGGGAGUAUCAGUACAGAGAUUUGCAGAAGGCUACGAACAAUUUUGACAAGGCAAUGAAGUUGGGACAAGGUGGGUAUGGAGUGGUUUACAAGGGAAAAUUGGCGAAUCAGAAGGAUUUGGAGGCUGCAGUGGAUCAGGAUUUGGUGGUUGCAGUGAAGAUGUUUUCUAGAGAGAGUUUGAAGGGUCAGGAAGAUUUCUUUCAAGAGCUUACAAUCAUCAAUCAACUUAGGCACAAAUACCUUGUCCCAUUACUGGGAUGGUGUCACAAUCACGGGAAGUUGCUGUUGGUUUACGACUACAUGCCCAACGGCAGCCUCGACAAACACCUUUUCGGCGAUGCCAACAACACGCCGUUGAGCUGGAAUCUCCGCCACAAGAUCGUCACCGGGGUAGCCUCUGCCCUCCACUACCUCCACAACGAGUACGAAAAGAGGGUGAUCCACCGCGACGUCAAGGCCAGUAACAUCAUGCUUGAUGCUGAGUUCAACCCGAAGCUUGGAGACUUUGGCCUUGCACGGGCCCUAGACUACAAGAAAACCUCGUACAUGGAAGCCAAGGGUGUUGCGGGAACAUGGGGGUACAUGGCCCCCGAAUACGUGUUCACGGGCAAGGCCACCGAGCAAUCUGAUGUAUAUGCUUUUGGAGCAGUACUGUUGGAAGUUGUUUGUGGUCGUAGGCCCAGGACCCAAAUUGACACGUACCCGUUGUUAGUAGAUUGGGUCUGGGCCUUGCAUCACGAAGGCCAGUUACUUAAGGCGGUAGACGGUAGGCUCGGGGAGGACUAUGAUGCGGAGGAGGCCCAAAGAUUUUUGCUUCUGGGCCUGGCCUGUUCUCAUCCGACAGCAAGUGAAAGGCCAAAAACUCAGGAAAUUGUUCUGAUGCUAUCGGGCUCGGUGCCAGUGCCCUACGUGCCACCGUUCAAGCCGGCUUACAUGGCGCUAUCGGUGGCGAUGGGGAAUGAAGGCAGCAGCAGUCAGGCCACUACCACCAACUCAACGUCCUUUACGACCGCGGAUCAUUAUGGAUCAGGUUCGGCACCAGUGGCCAUUAACCCAGAAAUCCAACACCCAUAAAUUGAAAAUUAAGAAACCAGAAGCUUUCCAUCCGUUUCG